GCUCGUCUAUAUGCCAUGGUGCUACAGUACUUCUCCUGUUGUAACACUGCCUCAUGUCUCCACACAGGAAGCCAUGCUACCUCCAUAGUCAACUGUCUUCACAUACUGGGCCAGACGCUCGACGCCAGGACGGUGAUGAAGACGGGUCUGGAGACGGUGAAGGCGGCGUUGAGGGCGUUCUUUGACAACGCAGCGGAGGACUUGGAGAGGACUUUAGAGAACCUGAAACAGGGACAGUUCACUCACAGUCACUCCCAGCCCAAAGGAGUCACCCAGAUCAUUAACUACACCAGCGUAGCCCUGCUCCCGGUCCUGUCCUCCCUGUUCCAACACAUCGGGCAGAACCUCUUUGGGGAAGACCUCAUAUUGGAUGACGUCCAGGUGUCGUGUUACAGGAUACUCAACAGCCUGUAUAGUCUUGGUACCAACAACAGCAUCUACGUGGAAAGGCAGCGUCCAGCCCUAGGUGAAUGUCUUGCAGCGUUCUCGGGGGCGUUCCCUGUGGCCUUCCUGGAACCUGAGCUCAACAAGUUCAACAACUACUCCAUCUACAUUACCAAGGGCUCCCGGGACAGAACAGCUCUAGACCUGCCCUCCCAGGUAGAAGAGAUGUGUCCAGCCAUCCCGUCCCUGGAGAAGUCUCUAGAGGAGAUCAUGGAUCUGGCUGAGUCCGGCCUGCACUACACACAGAUGCCUCACGUUAUGGAGGUGGUGCUGCCCAUGCUAUGCAGCUACAUGUCUCACUGGUGGGAGCACGGCCCAGAGAACAACCCUCCAGAGACUGCAGACAGCUGCUGUACUCACCUGACCUCAGACCACAUGAAUAGUCUACUGGGCAACAUCCUGAAGAUCAUCUACAAUAACCUGGGGAUCGACGAGGGGGCCUGGAUGAAACGACUCGCAGUCUUCUCUCAGCCUAUCAUCGGUAAGGCGAAGGGGGGGCUGUUGAAGACCCACUUCCUGCCGCUGAUGGAGAAGUUGAGGAAGAAGGCUGCCACCGUACUGCUGGAUGAGGAACAAAUGAAGGCCGAGGGACGAGGGGAGAUGUCUGAGGCUGAACUACUCAUCCUGGAUGAGUUUACCAUCCUGAUCAGAGACCUCUACGCCUUUUAUCCGCUACUCAUCCGCUUUGUAGACUACAACAGGGCCAAAUGGCUGAAAGAAUCGAACCCUGAUGCUGAGGAGCUCUUCCGCAUGGUAGCAGAGGUCUUCAUAUUCUGGUCCAAGUCUCAUAAUUUUAAACGGGAGGAGCAGAACUUUGUGGUUCAGAAUGAGAUCAACAAUAUGUCCUUCCUCAUCACAGACACCAAGUCAAAGAUGUCCAAGGGAGCCGUGUCCGACCAGGAGAGGAAGAAGAUGAAGAGGAAGGGUGAUCGCUACUCCAUGCAGACCAGCCUCAUCGUAGCAGCGUUGAAGAGACUACUUCCUGUAGGACUGAAUAUCUGCGCUCCGGGAGACCAGGAACUGAUCGCUCUGGCCAAGAUCCGCUUCAGUCAGAAAGACACGGAGGACGAGGUGCGGGAGAUCAUCAGGAACAACCUGCACCUGCAGGGAAAGCUGGAGGACCCUGCUAUCCGCUGGCAGAUGGCUCUGUAUAAGGACCUUCCUAACAGGAGUGAGGACACGUCAGACCCAGAGAAGACUGUAGAGAGAGUCCUGGACAUCGCUCACGUCCUCUUCUAUCUAGACCAGGUGGAACAUCCACAAAGGAGUAAGAAGGCUGUGUGGCACAAGCUGCUCUCUAAACAGAGGAAGAGGGCUGUAGUGGCCUGUUUCAGAAUGGCUCCGCUGUAUAACCUACCCAGGCACCGGGCGGUCAACCUGUUUCUACAGGGAUAUGAGAAGUCCUGGAUCGAGACUGAGGAGCACUACUUUGAGGAUAAGCUCAUAGAGGACCUGGCUAGACCGGGAGGAGAGGAGCCUCCAGAAGAAGAUGAGGGAGCCAAGAGGAUCGACCCUCUUCAUCAGCUCAUACAGUUAUUCAGUAGGACGGCCCUGACUGAGAAGUGUAAGCUGGAAGAGGACAUUCUCUACAUGGCCUAUGCUGACAUUAUGGCUAAGAGCUGUCAUGAUGAAGAGGAUGAGGAUGGAGAGGAGGUGAAGAGUUUUGAAGAAAAAGAGAUGGAGAAACAGAAGCUGUUAUAUCAGCAGGCCAGGUUACACGACCGUGGUGCUGCGGAGAUGGUGCUGCAGACUAUCAGCGCCAGCAAAGGUGAGAUGGGUCCCAUGGUGGCCUCUACUCUGAAGCUGGGAAUCGCUGUCCUCAAUGGAGGCAACUCUACUGUUCAGCAGAAAAUGCUGGACUACCUGAAAGACAAGAAGGAUGUUGGCUUCUUCCAGAGUGUGGCUGGUCUGAUGCAGUCAUGCAGUGUUCUAGACCUGAAUGCGUUUGAACGCCAGAAUAAAGCAGAGGGCCUGGGCAUGGUGACAGAGGAGGGAUCAGUCAUCACUCAUGAGCGUGGAGAGAAGGUGAUGCAGGAUGAUGAGUUCACCUGUGACCUGUUCCGCUUCCUCCAGCUGCUCUGUGAAGGUCACAACUCAGACUUUCAGAAUUACCUGAGAACACAGACAGGGAACAACACUACGGUCAACAUCAUCAUCUCUACCGUCGACUACCUUCUUAGAGUUCAGGAAUCAAUCAGUGAUUUCUACUGGUACUAUUCGGGGAAGGACGUCAUUGACGAACAAGGACAGCGUCAUUUCUCCAAGGCGAUUAAUGUGGCGAAACAGGUCUUCAACACUCUCACGGAGUACAUACAGGGCCCGUGUACUGGGAACCAGCAGAGUCUAGCUCACAGCCGUCUGUGGGAUGCUGUCGUUGGCUUCCUCCAUGUCUUCGCUCACAUGCAGAUGAAGCUGUCACAGGACUCGAGCCAGAUAGAGUUGUUGAAAGAGUUGAUGGAUCUGCAGAAAGACAUGGUUGUGAUGUUGCUGUCCAUGCUGGAAGGCAGCGUGGUCAACGGAACCAUCGGGAAGCAGAUGGUAGACAUGUUGGUCGAGUCCUCCAACAACGUGGAGAUGAUCCUCAAGUUCUUCGACAUGUUCCUUAAACUCAAAGACCUGACGUCGUCCGACGCCUUCAAGGAGUAUGACCCGGAUGGUAAAGGGGUCAUCUCCAAGAGAGACUUCCACAAAGCCAUGGAGAGCCACAAGCACUAUACCCAGUCUGAGACGGAGUUCCUGCUCUCCUGUGCUGAGCCUGACGAGAACGAGCUGUUGGACUACGAGGAGUUUGUGGAGCGUUUCCACGAGCCGGCCAAAGACAUCGGCUUCAACGUAGCCGUGCUUCUGACCAACCUGUCUGAACACAUGCCUCACGACACGCGCCUACAGACCUUCCUGGAGCUGGCUGAGAGUGUGCUCAACUACUUCCAGCCGUACCUGGGCCGUAUCGAGAUCAUGGGCAGUGCCAAGCGUAUCGAGAGGGUCUACUUCGAGAUCAGCGAGUCCAGUCGGACACAGUGGGAGAAGCCCCAGGUCAAAGAGUCCAAACGCCAGUUCAUCUUCGACGUGGUCAACGAGGGCGGGGAGAAGGAGAAGAUGGAGCUGUUCGUUAACUUCUGCGAGGACACCAUCUUUGAGAUGCAGCUGGCCGCCCAGAUGUCCGACAUCGGGGAACGGUCGGCCGUGAAGGAGGAGAGCGAGAAAGAGAAACCGGAAGAGGAGAGUCCUGAGAUGGGUUUCUUCUCCGUGACCACGGUCCGGACCGCCCUGAUGGCGCUACGCUACAACGUCAUGUUCCUGAUGAAUGUUCUGUCCAUGAAGAGCCUGAAGAAGCAGAUGAAGAGAAUGAAGAAGAUGACAGUGAAGGACAUGGUGAUGACGCUGGUCUCCUUCUAUUGGUCCGUCGUCAUGGGCCUGUUCCACUUCACCUUCAGCGUCUCCAGAGGGUUCUGCAGAAUCAUGUACAACACCUUCCUAGGAGGCAGUCUGGUGGAGGGAGCCAAGACUAUGAAGGUGUCUGACCUGUUGGCCAACAUGCCUGACCCGACCCAGGAUGAGGUUCGAGAGGAGGGGGAGAAGGCGCUCUCAGCUAGACCCUCGGCUGAGGAGGAGCUGGCGGAUCUAGCCCUGCCCGUGGACGGGACGGAAGUCCUCUCAGACAUCUUUGGAUUAGAUCUGAGGAGAGGAGAAGGAGGACAGUAUAAGAUAACUGCUCACAACCCCAACGCCAGUCUGACUGAUCUGCUUAACUCUCCAGUCCCCUCCUCUCCUGUCCGCGCUACCUCACCGUCCCCGGAACUGAGAAGAAGGCACCAGGCUAAGAGCCCUUCAGAGGAAGGGAGGACAGGGACUGAGGAAACCAAGGAGGCCAAGUCAGAGCCGGAGAAAGCAGAGGGACUGGAUGGAGAGAAGCAGGAGGAGGAGGAGGAGAGGAGGAAGGAGGAGGAGAGGAGGAAGGAGGAGAGGAGACAGGAGGAGAAGAAGAGGAAGGAGGAGAAGCCGAAAGCUAAAGUGAGACAGCAGCACACCUCCAAGUCUGAUGAGCAUGACAUGCAGGAGUCUGCCUUCUGGAAGAAAAUCAUCGCCUAUCAGAGGAAGCUGCUGAACUAUUUUGCUCGGAACUUCUACAACAUGAGAAUGCUGGCGUUGUUUGUGGCCUUCGCCAUCAACUUCAUCCUCCUCUUCUACAAGGUGUCCUCCUCCUCAGCGGUGAUGCCUGAAAGCAGAAGGCCCCGGGCAGGCAGCAGUGUGCGGUGGGACCCCGUGACGGAGGGUAGUGACACCCAGGAGCCUCAAAACCCCCAGCAGGAACCUGUGUUUGUCCACUUUGUGCUGGAGGAGAGCACCGGAUACAUGGAGCCCACCCUGCGUAUCCUGGCCAUCCUACACACUGUCAUCUCCUUCUGCUGCAUCAUAGGUUACUACUGCCUUAAGGUCCCGUUGGUGAUCUUCAAGCGUGAGAAGGAGGUGGCGAGGAAGCUGGAGUUCGACGGUCUCUACAUCACAGAGCAGCCAUCGGAGGACGACAUUAAAGGCCAGUGGGACCGACUAGUGAUUAACACCGGAUCGUUUCCCAACAACUACUGGGAUAAGUUUGUGAAGAGGAAGGUGAUGGAUAAGUAUGGAGAGUUCUACGGCCAUGACCGCAUCAGUGAGCUGCUGGGUAUGGACAAGGCUGCUCUGGACUUCAGUGACGCCCACGAGAAGAAGAAACCCAAGAAAGACAGCUCGUUAGCCGCAGUAUUAAACUCUGUUGAUGUCAAGUACCAGAUCUGGAAACUAGGAGUCGUCUUCACAGACAAUUCGUUCCUGUACCUGGCUUGGUAUAUGACCAUGUCCAUCCUGGGUCACUAUAACAACUUCUUCUUUGCUGCUCAUCUCCUGGACAUCGCCAUGGGCUUCAAGACCCUCCGCACCAUCCUAUCUUCUGUCACGCACAACGGAAAACAGCUGGUUCUGACAGUAGGACUACUGGCUGUGGUGGUGUAUCUCUACACCGUGGUGGCGUUCAACUUCUUCAGGAAGUUCUACAAUAGAGGGGAAGAGGGAGAGACACCGGACAUGAAGUGUGAUGACAUGCUCACAUGUUACAUGUUCCACAUGUACGUGGGCGUGCGGGCAGGAGGGGGCAUCGGUGACCAGAUCGAGGAUCCAGCUGGUGAUGAGUAUGAGAUCUACAGGAUCAUCUUUGACAUCACCUUCUUCUUCUUCGUCAUCGUCAUCCUCCUGGCCAUCAUCCAGGGUCUGAUAAUUGAUGCGUUUGGAGAACUGAGAGACCAGCAGGAGCAGGUGAAGGAGGACAUGGAGACCAAAUGCUUCAUCUGCGGAAUAGGAAACGACUACUUUGACACAGUACCUCACGGCUUCGAGACCCACACCCUGCAGGAGCACAACUUGGCCAACUAUCUCUUUUUUGUGAUGUAUCUCAUUAACAAAGAUGAAACGGAGCACACGGGCCAGGAGUCGUAUGUGUGGAAGAUGUACCAGGAGCGUUGCUGGGAAUUCUUCCCUGCCGGAGACUGUUUCCGCAAACAAUACGAAGACCAGCUCAACUGAUCAAUUCCACUGACCUACUGAUCAGCUGAUCUAUUGAUCCAGAGACUUGUCCUUUCUUACUGAUCAAUGUGAAAGGGGGGGCUGCUUCGUCACCUUCCUUCGUCAGCUAGCCCCCUCGCUGUUCAGAAUACUUUCCAGACACUGUACAUAAUAAUAUAAUGACGAUGAUUAUUCAACUGUAUAAUGUCCUUCCUGGGGUACGUUUGGAACACAGGGCUGUGUUUUCACUUUGAGGACUCAAUGCUUCAUCUAUACAUCUGCUUUUAAUAAUAACACAUUGAUGACAAGCAAACUAAAUGAUUGGGGGGGGGGACGCUGAAGAAAA
Salvelinus fontinalis (brook trout) is the source of this 6325-nucleotide messenger RNA. RefSeq names its product ryanodine receptor 2. The coding region runs from base 16 to 6000 and encodes 1994 amino acids. Gene Ontology annotation, cellular component: Z disc; smooth endoplasmic reticulum; sarcoplasmic reticulum membrane. Gene Ontology annotation, biological process: transmembrane transport; intracellular calcium ion homeostasis; calcium ion transport. Gene Ontology annotation, molecular function: calcium ion binding; ryanodine-sensitive calcium-release channel activity. The transcript has 45 exons. The record is from RefSeq and is a predicted model, not a curated record. Lineage: Eukaryota; Metazoa; Chordata; Actinopteri; Salmoniformes; Salmonidae.